This is a messenger RNA of Penicillium hordei, 939 nucleotides long. RefSeq lists its product as uncharacterized. Gene Ontology annotation, molecular function: oxidoreductase activity. The transcript has 5 exons. Lineage: Eukaryota; Fungi; Ascomycota; Eurotiomycetes; Eurotiales; Aspergillaceae. The record is from RefSeq and is a predicted model, not a curated record. Bases 1 to 939 code for a protein of 312 amino acids.
AUGUCUCAAAACCAGCAAGUCGCCUUGAUAAUAGGCGCAUCACGUGGAAUCGGGCGCCAAAUCGCCAUCGACCUAGCAAAGAACGGCUAUGCUGUAAUGCUAUCCGCAAAAACCACAUCGGAUGCAUCAACAGUGACCCCAUUCCCACCGGACCCAAACUCAUCACAGUCCACCAUCAACACCGUAGAGCGGGAGAUCCGCGAAGCGGGCGGACACGCAUCAACGGUCGCCGUUGACGUGCGCGACGCGGCGCAGAUCCAGCAUGCCGUCGAGGAGACAGUGCGCAUCUUCGGGAAGCUCGAUGUGCUCGUGUACAACUCCGGCGCGAUCUGGUGGUCUUCUGUUGAGAAUACGCCUCUCAAGCGGUUUAAGCUUAUGCAGCAGGUGAACCCUGAGGGACUUUAUGCGACUGUUCAGGCUGCUUUGCCUUUCUUUGAAAAGGCAGGCUGGAAAGGACGAAUUGUUGUUGUUUCGCCGCCUAUCUAUUCGAGGUUCUUUAGGGGGAAGACUGCUUAUGCGAUGGGCAAAGUCGGAAUGAGCGUCUUGGUCAAAGGCCUGGCCAUGGACUUUGUGCGUCAAGGCCGAAAUGAAAUGGCGGUGACGAGUAUCUGGCCUGCAUCGUCGAUUGUGUCAGCAGCUACAGAGCAUAAUAAGGGCUCCGAUGCGUCUUACAAAAAGGAUUUGAGAAAGCCGACGAUAUUCUCAGAUGCUGUUCUGGCCAUGCUACGUGCCCCACACCAAGUAGUGAACGGCCUCCUGGAUACAGAUGAGGACUUCCUCCGGGAGAAAUGUGGUGUCUCUGAUUUUUCCCAAUACUCUGUAAUCCCAGGAUCAACGCCGAGGCGGAUUAUGCCCGCCAAGUUCCCAGCACUGGAGGUUGCCGAACAAGACGAUGAAGGGCAGCGAAUGGAUAGCACGAAGGUGCGGGCAAAGAUAUAG